This is a messenger RNA of Musa acuminata AAA Group (dessert banana), 993 nucleotides long. Its product is annotated as light-harvesting complex-like protein OHP2, chloroplastic. Gene Ontology annotation, cellular component: chloroplast thylakoid membrane. The transcript has 2 exons. NCBI's taxonomy places the organism in Eukaryota, Viridiplantae, Streptophyta, Magnoliopsida, Zingiberales, Musaceae. The record is from RefSeq and is a predicted model, not a curated record. Bases 88 to 573 code for a protein of 161 amino acids.
ACAUGUCUUGCCCCUAAGAAAGUAAGCGCAAGACCACAAAAAGGGAAACCAAAGGAGAAGAAAAAAGAGAGUGAGAGGCAAAAAAGCAUGUCUUCUUUGGCUCCUUCAUUUCCUUCCAUCAAGAUCAGAAUCUCUCCUCAUCCUUCUCACAGAUUGCCUCUCAGGCCAUCUACCAUCAUCAGGAGCUCCAAAGCUGAGGGCCCUCUAAGGAGACCUGCAGCUCCUUCUCUCUCCCCACCCACCCCUCCCUCUUCCUCUUCCUCUGUUUCUUCACCACCCCUCGCUCCACCUUCCCCUGCCCCCGCGCAGGCUCCUCUGCAGCCGGUGGUGGUGACUUUGGAAUACCAGAGGAAGGUGGCCAAGGAGCUGCAGGACUACUUCAAGCAGAGGAAGCUUGAGGAGGCAGACCAGGGUCCUUUCUUUGGUUUCUUGACCAAGAAUGAGAUCAGCAAUGGCAGAUGGGCAAUGUUUGGAUUUGCAGUAGGCUUGCUGACAGAGUAUGCAACAGGUGCAAGCCUGGUUCAACAGCUAAAGAUCCUUCUCUCCAAUUUUGGAAUUGUGGACUUGGACUGAUGCCUCGUAUCAUAAUCCACUUAUGUGUAGGUUCGAUCAAAGCAGACCAGUGUUUUUGAAAGCAUCAUGAAUCUGUCUUCUCUUACACACUCACUACAUUUCCCUUCCUCUGUUACAUCACAGGCAUGUAGAAGUCAUUCUUGAUCAUAACUAGCAAAUAUUUGUGGAAGAAGAAAAAGAAAUUGUCAUUAUUGAAAUGCUUUGUGAAGGUUUGAAGCUUCUUUCUAAUAAGACUUUUAUGAAGAUGCCAUUGAUGAACAAUAGAAGAUAAGAUUUUCUCAUAUGAGAAAAUCAUUCUACUGAGGAAAAUCUUUUAUUAUGUUGAAGAAAAUCCUCUCUCCUAUGUAUAAAUAGGAAAAGGAGAUGUUAAUGUAUUCAAACUAAAGUUAUUUCAAUAAAGCUUCUUCACUUCUUCUUCAA